Messenger RNA from Ostrea edulis (European flat oyster), 5751 nucleotides. RefSeq names its product GDP-fucose protein O-fucosyltransferase 1-like. Gene Ontology annotation, biological process: protein O-linked glycosylation via fucose; Notch signaling pathway. The coding region runs from base 52 to 1164 and encodes 370 amino acids. The transcript is spliced from 8 exons. The record is from RefSeq and is a predicted model, not a curated record. Gene Ontology annotation, molecular function: peptide-O-fucosyltransferase activity. NCBI's taxonomy places the organism in Eukaryota, Metazoa, Mollusca, Bivalvia, Ostreida, Ostreidae.
AGUUUGACACGUGUGAUAGAAAGUGAAAAUAGAAGGAUUUGGAAUUUCAGAAUGCUCUUUGCAGUUGUCUUGUUAACAUUGGUUCCUUCAGCAUAUUUGACCACAGUCGAUCCCAAAGGUUAUGUUGUGUAUUGCCCAUGCAUGGGAAGAUUUGGAAACCAGGCAGACCACUUUCUUGGUUCCCUGGCCUUUGCGAAAGAUAUCGACAGAACACUCAUUCUUCCUCCCUGGGUCGAGUACAACUUCCCUAAGCCAAAAUCGGAUCAAAUACCCUUUGACACCUAUUUUCGAGUUGAAGCUGUGCAAAAGUUUCACAGAGCAAUCACCAUGGAAAAGUUUAUGAAAGAUUUAGCUCCCAAACUCUGGCCUAAAGGGAACAGGACAGUGUUUUGUUAUGGUAAGUCUUACACUGGGGAGCCAGGCUGUGAUGCGAAACACGGGAAUCCAUUUGGACCUUUCUGGGAUACAUUUAACAUCGAUUUUGAUGCAUCUGAAUUCUAUGAACCGCUCUCUUUUGAUACAAGCAACCAAUUUGAGGUGAAACGUUGGCAAGAAAGGUAUCCCCCAGAACGAUACCCAGUGCUAGCAUUUAAAGGGGCACCUGCUCAUUUUCCUGUUGAGCAGAGAAAUCUCCGACUACAGCAGUAUCUGGUAUGGUCAGAAAAGAUGAAUAAAAAAGCAGAGGAUAUCAUUUCCAACAAACUCGGCCACAACAAGUACAUUGGCAUCCACUUAAGACUGGGAUCAGACUUUUCCAAUGCUUGUAAACACGUAGAUUCUGGUGCUGCGCUGUUUGCCUCCCCACAAUGUGUUGGUUACCGAGGGGAACUAGGCAAACUGACCUCAGAAAUGUGUUACCCCUCAGAUGAAACUAUCAUCAAGCAAGUGAAGGCUGCAGUGAAGGGGAAAGCAAUCAAUGAUGUAUUCAUUGCUACUGAUAGCAGAGAUCUCAUCUCCAAACUUAAAAAGGCUAUGCCAAAGGUAAAAUUUGCCAGGCAAGAUGGAAAGAGUCCACACGUAGAUUUGGCAGUGCUAGGAAAAUCGGAUCAUUUUAUUGGCUGUUGUGUAUCAACAUUUUCUGCUUUUGUCAAACGAGAGAGAGAUUUUGCUGGGAAGUCCAGUGAAUUCUGGGCAUUUAGAAUGCCAAAACGGGACGAAUUAUGAUGCAACAUUUAGCUGUAUUAUGGUGUAUUUUUCCGUGCUUAUACUGCCAUAUUGUUAUUUUUAGGUGCCAUUCAUAAAAUUGGUGCAAGAACAAAACUCUUAUGAUAUACAGUUAUUCCAAAUAUUUCACAUUAUGAUGUGUGUAUCUUAGUAUCUCCAUUUUGAUUCCCAUGGUGGGAUGUUUGUGAUGUACAUGUACAUAUGAUCAAGUUACAAAUCUAGAUAUUUUUGGUUAUUUAUUACAUCGUUUGUAUUUUACAUAUCUACCAUUAUUCUAAAGGAUGUAAGUUCUUUGUGCCAUUGUUUAUGCAAGAUAUUAGAUAAUUUUUAUAAUUCUCAGACGGCAGGUAUUUAAUGAAAAGAUGUUAUUUGUAUUGUCAAAUUUGAAUAUAUGUUAAACGUUCAGACGCUCAGGAAGUGUUUCUAUAAUUACCUGAAUAUUAGUUAGAUAUUUGAUGUAAACAAUAUUUUAUUACAUGUAUGUAUGAGGGUUGAUCCAAGAGCUCAUGGACCUUUUUUUUUUUUAGAGAUCUUAUUGACGUGAUGAAGCAAUGACAUAAGAUAUACUUAGUCAUGAACUAGAGACUCUAUCUAAAAUGACUAGAAAAAUUUAUAACUUUAUGAUGUCAAGGAGUUUGAAAAUGUUACAAAAUUCAGGGGAGUUUAUCGGUAUGUUGAAAAUAUCAAGUCACAUUCGGCUGUUUCUUUGUAAAAUCUCUCUAGAACACUGCACCUCCUCCCUACCUUUGACUUAAUAGGAGUCUAUGCACUCAUCCCACACUUAUUUUCUUCAUAUUCAGAUAAAAUUUCAACUGCUUCCAAUGAGCUCCCAAUUUUCGCAUUAACGGUCCAACUCCUUUAACACCCUCACUCUUUCAGCAAGGAAAGGACGACCCUCCACCAGCCAGCCAGAUUUUUAUCAUCUUCCACUGAAGUUCUUUCCUCCUUAAAUCUAUUGUGCCACUUGAACACGAGUUGCUUAUCACAUUUUGUCCUGCCUCGAUCAUCAGUUUUUGCUUCUGAGGCAGAAUGUUUCAAAGAUUUUCACCAAACUUAAUAACUGAUCAAUUUUUGACGUUCUCUAAUGAUGUCAUGAAACACGAGUCACACAACAUGUUUGGAUAAUCAGUAAAAUGGAUGGAACUUGCACUCAACGUUUCUCGAUAGUUCCAACAAUUUAUCUUAUGACAUCAUUUUGGUGUCAUAUUACAUUUCACACCUUUUUCCUUAAGAAUAACAAAAUAUUAAGAAAAGAAAAUUUCCCUGCCUUUCACAGCAUCUAUUUCUAUGACAAUUGUCAAAGUGGUACUGUCCAGAGUUCAUCAAAAAUAUUUUGUACAUAAAUUCAAAUUAGGUUAAGGAUUAUCAGGUGUAAUUUUGAAUUAUUUCUUUUGAAAAAAAAGAAAGAAUAUAAAAGCUAUGGAGGAAUUCCACGUACUUUUUGAUCAACCCUCGUACAACAUAACAGGAUGAGGCGGCAGGCAGAGCCUGUGUAAGCCCCCUCCUGGUAGUUUAAUGUGGUUUUUUUAUAGAACCUUAAGUAUGCAGUAAGACCGGUAUAUACAGAACAUUCCAUCGUGUUAUUCCCAGUGUAGAUACAGAUACUCUGUUAAAGGUGUUUCUUGUUAUUCAUAGUGUAUAGAUACUUACUGUUGAAGAUGUUUUAUAAAUGUUGGUGCUGGUGAAUGUAUAUAGAUAUCUGAAUAUAAACUUUAUGAAACUACAGCAUAUUCCUAGUCAAAACUACCUCCUACUGUGGAAUUGGUGGAGCUCAUUUAUUUUGUGGGUAUCCGUGAAUUUCUAACUUACAACAAAAUACACAAUUUAUUUAAAGUUUCAAAGUGCAGAAACCAUAUUCACAAAGUUGCAUCCCAAUGAAAGUGUAAAAUUUUGACAGUCCACGAAAAUUGCCCCCAUGAAUUAAAUAACUCCGAAGUAUGUUUAAAAUCUCCGUAAUUUAAGCAAGAAUCUUUAAAAAAUGACUGUACAGUGGCCAUCACAUUUGUUUUACCCCAUACUGUACUUAAAAGUUUAUAAAAAUAUUAUGCAAAUUUAUCGCCUCAAGUGGUUUAUAUGCUUAAGGGAUGUUGUGCUGGAGUUGAGGUUGUAUUCCAGAACGUAGUAUCUUUGAAUUCUUACAAUUUGUUACAUCUAGACUAAAUGUUAGCCAUGUAUAUUUACAGUAAAACACAGUUACAGCUAAGUCCUUUAUAAUGAAUUUACGCUUACUUCAAAGUGAUUUCAUUCCCUGUAGUUUUAAAACAUAAUUAUUAUGAACUCAUUGGAUAUAUAUAUAUCAAAAUUGUUCGUCCCUAGCACUUCACUUUAAGCAUGUUUUACUGUAUAUCACGUAGCGAGUUCCAUGUCGGAAUGACGUCAAAGAAUUUAAAAUCCUUGGAUAAACAAAGCAGAAAUGUUUACAGUUGUAAAAAUUCAUCAGUGACUGGUUGCAUCGUCUUUGUUACUCACAUUAAAUAUGGCUUUCCUUAUAAUCAUGGCUACACUAUAUUGAAGUAUUUACUUGUACUAAAGGACACUUGAUACUGCUGUAGCUGUCAUUCGAGUUCGAUUGCCGGUGGCCAGAUGGCUCAGUUGGUAGAGCACCUGACUGGAGAUUCAAGGGUCCGGGUUCAAAUCCCAGUCUGAUCCGUUGCAUUUUCUCCUUUUCAGUUACAGUACAAACAAAAAAUGGAUCCAAGGGGCGAUAUAUAUUUUUUAGCUUAGUUUGGUUGUAAUAAGUACAAAUAUAGAAUUCCUAAAAAAUUAAUUAUAGUACUUGUAAAUUUUCUAUGAUGAUCAAAAUUUGAGAUAUAUUAACCCUUGCUAUAUAACUCAAUAUAAAGUUUGCCCACUGUUUAGUGUUUAAAAUUGAGAAUUCUUUGGAUUGAAUUGCAUUCCAUGCAGUAAAUUGUAGUCUUUUUACUUAUAAACACAUAAUAUUAGUUUUCAUUAUUUUCAAAAAGUAUAUUUUUAGCUAAUUAAUUACUCUUUUAUACUACACUUUUCCUGUACUAGAUAUUAUCUACUAUUUGAUGUGUACACUUUCCUGUACUAGAUAUUAUCUACUAUUUGAUGUGUACACUUUUCUUGUACUAGAUAUUAUCUACUAUUUGAUGUGUACACUUUCCUGUACUAGAUAUUAUCUACUCUUUGAUGUGUACACUUUUCCUGUACUAGAUAUUAUUUACUCUUUGAUGUGUACACUUUUCCUGUACUAGAUAUUAUCUACUCUUUGAUGUGUACACUUUUCCUGUACUAGAUAUUAUCUACUCUUUGAUGUGUACACUUUUCCUGUACUAGAUAUUAUUUACUAUUUGAUGUGUACACUUUUCUUGUACUAGAUAUUAUCUACUAUUUGAUGUGUACACUUUUUCUGUACGAGAUAUUAUCUACUAUUUGAUGUGUACACUUUUCCUGUACUAGAUAUUAUUUACUAUUUGAUGUGUACACUUUUCUUGUACUAGAUCUAGAUAUUAUCUACUAUUUGAUGUGAACACUUUUCCUGUACCAGAUAUUAUCUACUCUUUGAUGUGUACACUUUUCCUGUACUAGAGAUUAUCUACUAUUUGAUGUGUACACUUUCCUGUACUAGAUAUUAUCUACUAUUUGAUGUGUACACUUUUCCUGUACUAGAUAUUAUUUACUCUUUGAUGUGUACACUUUUCCUGUACUAGAUAUUAUUUACUCUUUGAUGUGUACACUUUUCCUGUACUAGAUAUUAUCUACUCUUUGAUGUGUACACUUUUCCUGUACUAGAGAUUAUCUACUCUUUGAUGUGUACACUUUCCUGUACUAGAUAUUAUCUACUAUUUGAUGUGUACACUUUCCUGUACUAGAUAUUAUUUACUGUUUGAUGUGUACACUUUUCUUGUACUAGAUAUUAUCUACUAUUUGAUGUGUACACUUUCCUGUACUAGAUAUUAUUUACUCUUUGAUGUGUACACUUUUUCUGUACUAGAUAUUAUCUACUCUUUGAUGUGUACACUUUUCCUGUACUAGAUAUUAUCUACUCUUUGAUGUGUACACUUUUCCUGUACUAGAUAUUAUCUACUCUUUGAUGUGUACACUUUUCCUGUACUAGAUAUUAUCUACUCUUUGAUGUGUACACUUUUCCUGUACUAGAGAUUAUCUACUCUUUGAUGUGUACACUUUUCUUGUACUAGAUAUUAUCUACUAUUUGAUGUGUACACUUUUCUUGUACUAGAUAUUAUCUACUGUUUGAUGUGUACACUUUUCUUGUACUAGAUAUUAUCUACUAUUUGAUGUGUACACUUUUCCUGUACUAGAUAUUAUUUACUCUUUGAUGUGUACACUUUUCCUGUACUAGAUAUUAUCUACUAUUUGAUGUGUACACUUUUCCUGUACUAGAGAUUAUCUACUAUUUGAUGUGUACACUUUUCCUGUACUAGAUAUUAUUUACUCUUUGAUGUGUACACUUUUCCUGUACUAGAUAUUAUUUACUCUUUGAUGUGUACACUUUUCCUGUACUAGAUAUUAUCUACUAUUUGAUGUGUACUUUUCCUGUGCUAGAUAUUAUUUACUCUUUGAUGCUUCCACUUUUCCCAAGAUAUAUUAUGACUCAGAUAA